AUGAGCGUCGAAUCUGUUGAGGUAAAGGACCGCAACACUCGGCGGAAACUCUUGCGCAAGUACGAUGGAGGCCUGAACAGGCGCCUUCAAUACAGGGAGGGAUCACUGAUUCACACUCACUACCUCAUAUACAAGCAGACCGACAAGGACUUCGACACGGCAACCAAGGCCUACAGGACGGCAGCGCUCGAGCUGGCGGAAAUCCUCACGAAGAUCGCGCACGCAGCCGUCACCGCCGCCAUUUUAGCCGCGAACCUGCGCAAGCAGUUCAACGAGGCGUGCGGCGACGUGUUGACGAUGAAGCGCCAGCUCCACGGGCACAUCAAGCGCGAAAAGGCCCUCCGCGGCAGGGCGCAGCGGUACCUCAGCCUGCAUCGGCAACACGCAGCCGCAAGCGAUGAAACAUUGCGCAAGACUCUUCGGGGCGAGGCUCAUCCGAGGGUUGCGAUUUACCCUAUGCAGGUCUAG
Beauveria bassiana ARSEF 2860 is the source of this 468-nucleotide messenger RNA. RefSeq lists its product as uncharacterized. The transcript has 2 exons. The record is from RefSeq and is a predicted model, not a curated record. NCBI's taxonomy places the organism in Eukaryota, Fungi, Ascomycota, Sordariomycetes, Hypocreales, Cordycipitaceae. Bases 1 to 468 code for a protein of 155 amino acids.